UCUUUCUCUCUCUCAAGCACACACACGCUCACUGGUAGUGGUGGUGGAGGAGAGAUCCACGGGACAACAAAGAAGGUCUGCGCUGUUCUGCGUAAACUGCGGUUUCUGAUCGCCAUCAGGGAAGAGGAAAAAGGUCCCGAGUCUACACUACACUGGCUACUGAAACCCAUUCUUCAGUUCUCUAGGGGGGGGGGGGGGAAAUACACGCAGCAAGACUGGAGGUGACAGAAUCCUUAGUGAACCUCUUAGAUAGUAGAGCCGUUCUUGUGACCUUUGGCAACGCGAUGGAGCUUGAGCAUUUCGACGAGCGGGAUAAGGCACGGCUGAACGGGGUGACUAGUCCAGCACACAGCGCCCACUGCAGUCUCUACCACACCCGUACCCUCAAGACCCUCAGCUCGGAGAAGAAGGCAAAGAAGGUCCGUUUCUACCGCAACGGGGACCGUUACUUUAAUGGGAUUGUUUACGCCAUCUCCGCGGACCGGUUCCGGUCUUUUGAUGCUCUGUUGGCGGACCUGACCCGCUCCCUCUCUGAUAAUGUGAACCUACCACAGGGUGUACGGACCAUCUACUCAGUGGAUGGAACCAAAAAGAUCACCAGCACUGAUCAACUGGUGGAGGGCGAGAGCUACGUGUGCGGCUCCAUCGAGGUCUUCAAGAAGCUCGACUACACCAAGAACGUCAACCCCAACUGGUCUGUGAACGUCAAAGCUUCGUCUGGGGCGGCCGCCCGCGGGCCUCCAUCCCUGGGCAGCUCCAAGGCCGGACCUCCAGACACCCGGGACCAAGCGGUGAAGGAUUUCAUCCGUCCCAAGCUGGUGACGGUGGUGCGGAGCGGGGUGAAGCCCAGGAAGGCUGUACGAAUCCUUCUCAAUAAGAAGACGGCCCAUUCAUACGAACAGGUCCUGACCGACAUCACGGAGGCCAUCAAACUGGACUCUGGAGUGGUGAAGAGGAUCUAUACUCUGGAGGGGAAACAGGUGACAUGUCUCCAGGACUUCUUCGGUGACGAGGACAUCUUCGUGGCGUGUGGACCGGAGAAAUACCGUUACCAAGACGACUUUCAGCUGGAGGAGAAUGAGUGUCGUGUGAUGAAGUCAAUGGCCUAUGGUAAAAUGUCCGCUCCUCUGACCAACCGUGGUUCUCCUCGCUCCGUGGGUCUGUCUAAACGCAGAAUGUCCCCCGCAGGCUCCGUGAACGGGAAUCCGACCAGUCAGCUGUCCACUCCUGGCUCGGGGAAAUCUCCAAGCCCCUCCCCUUCCGGCCCUGCUUCAGACCUCAGACCACGCAGGGAAAACAACAAGGCCCAGUCUACAGCCUAGAAUCACUAGAGAACGGAGAAACUACAAAUCCCACAAUCCUUAGAGUUACAGAAGGGUCCGACCUUUUGACCUGUCACGCUGCUGCUUCAGGAAUUCUGGAAAUUCCCCGGCUCACGUUACAAUUCCGAUGAUAUUAGUUCCUUGCUGAUAUUUCCUUGACUGUUUCUCCCCGUGUUGAUGGUUUGUCAGUAGUCUCUUGACGUUGUGGAGAUCUCGAUGACGGAGAGGUUUCUGCCUUCGGUAGUGGGACACUCCUUACGUAGUGCAGUACUCUCAGUCACUCAUCUCCUUUAGACACUUCCCGUAUAGCCAGAUAGUGACCGAAAGGUAGUGCACUAUUUAGGGAAUAGGGUGCCAUGUGUCAUCUAGCCACGGAAACUGUGCUAGAAUGUACUGUAACGGGAGCAUGCAACUCAAGUGGAAGAAUGACUGCGUACACAAUUCGCAACCUUUUCCCUACAUAGGGCACUGUGUCCGGGUGUCCGGGUGCUAUUUUGGAUAUGGCCAAUGUGUUUCUCUAAGAAAUGAGGGAAGACCUGCUGUUGUAAGGCUGUGAUGCUGCACGUUGGUAAUUCAGCCACAGACACUAAUGAGGUUUUAAUGCUGUCCUCAAUCCCAGGCCUUCCUCUUUCACUGCAGCG
This is a messenger RNA of Oncorhynchus kisutch (coho salmon), 1963 nucleotides long. RefSeq names its product doublecortin-like kinase 1a (gene dclk1a). Lineage: Eukaryota; Metazoa; Chordata; Actinopteri; Salmoniformes; Salmonidae. The coding region runs from base 285 to 1322 and encodes 345 amino acids. Gene Ontology annotation, biological process: photoreceptor cell development; retina development in camera-type eye; axoneme assembly. The record is from RefSeq and is a predicted model, not a curated record. Gene Ontology annotation, cellular component: axoneme. The transcript is spliced from 7 exons.